AUGGCCGAGGAAGGAAAAGUGGAGGAGAAGGACAACUUCGACGUGGGUCCCCUGUCGGUCUUGCAGAAGUGCGUGAAGGAUAACUCCCAGGUGCUCAUCAACUGCCGCAACAACCGGAAGAUCCUGGCCCGAGUGAAGGCUUUCGACCGACAUUCGAACAUGGUACUUGAGAAUGUCCGAGAGAUGUGGACGGAGACCCCUCACGGCGGAAAGAAGAAAGCGAAGCCCGUGAACAAGGACCGAUUUAUCAGCAAGAUGUUCCUUCGCGGCGACUCAGUAAUCCUGGUACUGCGCAAUCCCAAGUAG
Messenger RNA from Symbiodinium sp. CCMP2592, 306 nucleotides. The record is from the annotation of a GenBank genome assembly. NCBI's taxonomy places the organism in Eukaryota, Dinophyceae, Suessiales, Symbiodiniaceae.